GAGAGAGAGAACUAGCUAGAGUGAGAGAGAGGUGGACUGAGGGAGCGAGAGAGAGGGAGAGAGAGAGAGAGGGAGAACCCGUUUCCUAUUCAGGUACCCUCUGGGCUUCCUUUACUCCUGGACGGAAGCACUUGGCAGUCCAGCUUCAUCUCAGGAGUGUCCUCUUUCACGGCCACUCGCGCUCUCAUCCAUUUCGCCCGUUCUCUCGCGCUUUCUCAGGACACCGUCUUCUCUGCCAAUUCCAGCCACCGCACACACAGAGGUAAUGGCUGAGAUGGAAGUCCUGUCUGCACCCCUUAACAUCCAGAUCAUUGAGGUGACCUGUGACUCAUUCCGGGUUACCUGGGAGAUGACCCCGCAGGACAAAGCCCGUGUGACGCACUACUUCAUUGACUUGAGCCGGAAAGAGGGAGGAGAGCAGAAGCACUUCAAGCACAGAGAUGUACCCACCAAGCUGGUAGCCAAGGCAGUGCCUCUACCCAUGACAGUGAGAGGCCACUGGUUCCUGAGCCCUCGCACCGAGUACUGCGUAUCCGUGCAGACGGCCAUCCGGCAGCCGGACGGAGACUAUCAGGUUUCGGACUGGAGCCAAGUGGUGGAGUUCUGCACUGGGGAUUACUCCAUGGACCUCCUGCAGCAACUGCUGGACAAAGCUCAGGGUGCCGCUGGCAGGAUGCUCCCGUUCUUCGUUUUCUACCGCGACCAGCACCAUGAGUACUUCCAUUACGCGAGAACAGAAUGGAAAGGUGCAAUGCUGCCCUCUCUGAAAGACAACAGCGGCAGCCACGGGUCCCCCAUUAACGGCAAGCUGUGUGGUGUUUUCCUCAGCUGCAACACCGAGUUCGACACGGGCCUCCCUCCCAACGACUCCCCCUACGGCCCUCUGCGCUUCCAGCUUUCCGCUGGCCACCUUCUCAACCCCGACACCCGUCUUUAUUUUGCCGACUUCUACUGCAUGUACACCGCCUAUCAUUACGUGGUGCUGGUGCUGGCCCCUGCUGGCUCGGAGGGGGAUCGCUUCUGCAGCGGCCGACUCCCACUGCUGGACCUCGCGGCCAAUCAUUUUCUGACUUACGUCCCGGGGGAGGAGCCAAAGUUCUGUCACGCCAGCGAUGUCAUAUUAGAGAUUCUGUACACAGAGCCUCUGGCUCUGGACCUGGGCACGAUGGCGCAGAUCAGUGGGCAUCACCAACUCACGAGCCUCUCUACUGCCAAUGCCAAGAAAGACCCCAGCUGUAAAGUGUGUAACAUCAGUGUUGGCCGCUGAGCAGAGGACGCUGGGAGAAUGAAUCUGGACUCCAUCAUCCAAAUGCCUUGGGGAAUAAUUUGAGAGCACAAAGAAGAUUUUCAUCUGCAACCUCUAUCACAAUUCACAUACAUUAUAGAAAUGAAUGGGGGUGAGGGAAGACAGAUCAGUGAACACCCUUUAAUUAAGUGACAUCGAGUCUCGCAGGUGUCAAAAAAUCAGUGAUGCAUUCUAACUAAAGCCUAAAGGUUCUGAAACAUUAAGUCAAAUGAUGUAAUAUUGAUACGGAUAUCAUGCAGCAGUAAUUUGGAUCUAAAAGUAUAAGCCAUAAAAUGUACUCAUUGCAAAAUAUAUUUCUUUAUUUUUUAUUUUUUGAUUUACAAUAAUCUAUAUCUUCAUUGUUCCUCUGUCUGGCAUGUGUCCUGGAGAGUGUUAUAUACAAAUCAAUCAUCAGUAAACAUGAAAAUAAAAAGGUAAAUAACGAGGCCCAUGGUGGUGUUGGCAAAAACACCUACAGGAAGUGAUGAGAAGCUGUGACCUGGCAAUUCCUGUCUCUUUCUUCAAUGACUCACACAUUCUCGACACUGACAUUUAAGGAUGUUACGAUGUCUCAUGAGUGUUUCAUCAUAUCCUGUGAUGUGAGAACCAUUAAAAAGAAUGUCAAUCAGCA
Electrophorus electricus (electric eel) is the source of this 1916-nucleotide messenger RNA. RefSeq names its product phytanoyl-CoA 2-hydroxylase interacting protein (gene phyhip). The record is from RefSeq and is a predicted model, not a curated record. NCBI's taxonomy places the organism in Eukaryota, Metazoa, Chordata, Actinopteri, Gymnotiformes, Gymnotidae. Gene Ontology annotation, cellular component: cytoplasm. Gene Ontology annotation, molecular function: protein binding.